Molecule: messenger RNA, 1488 nt
Organism: Coregonus clupeaformis (lake whitefish)
Lineage: Eukaryota; Metazoa; Chordata; Actinopteri; Salmoniformes; Salmonidae
Product: zinc finger protein OZF-like
Exons: 2
Coding region: 62-1405 (447 amino acids)
Biological process (GO): regulation of transcription by RNA polymerase II
Molecular function (GO): DNA-binding transcription factor activity; RNA polymerase II cis-regulatory region sequence-specific DNA binding
Source: RefSeq, a predicted model, not a curated record
UUACGUUGGAAGCUAGCUGGCUAACUUAGCUAGCCAAACAGCUUUCCUUCUAAAAAGAAAAAUGUCUAAAAUAGAGUACUUGAGAGUGUUUCUCAACCAGAAAUUGAUAGCGGCAGCUGAGGAGAUAUUUGGUGUCGUUGAAGAAACGAUAGCAGAGUACCAGGAAGAGGUUUCUCGCACAAAGGAGGAGAACAGGCAUCUACGGAGCAUGCUGGAUGUCCGUACUAAGCCAGAUAUCAAGUUACAUAGUCAAGCAGACCUCCAGCAGCUCACUGUCACCGUGUCUGAUGAGGUGAUUUCCCUUGAGCAGCAGGAGUGGAGCCCCAGUCUGGGGCAGAAGGACCCAGAACCCACACAGAUGAAAGAUGAACAGGAGGAACCAAGGACCAGUCAGGAGGAUGAGAAUCAUGUCAAUGAGUUUAUCAAUUCUUACGGCUGUGUAUCAAGUGGCUAUUAUCAAGACCCAACUCAGUCCUCACAUGGAGAGAGAUACUCUCUACCCAGCACCUCAACUGAACAGAUCAAAACAGAACCUUAUGUAGAAGACUAUGGCGUAUCAGAACCAACCAGAGAGUCUCAGCCCUUCUCUGCAGUAGAUACAGAGUGUUCUGCAGCUCAGAGUGAAAACAGAGGACAUAUUGACUGGAUGGAGACUGGAGGACCUCUGUCAGGUCUAACGUUAAAGCCACUCAAAUCAAAGAGAACAAAUACGGUAGAAGGACAAAGUUCUCAUAUCAGUGUUAAGGACAGGAAAUUGAACCAUCUAAAAUCACACUCAAGACCCAGUGUAAGCUGGGAUGCUGCUCCUAGUUGUAAGGUAUGUGGAAAGCAAUUUGACUCCAUGGUUUCUUUAUUAAAUCAUGUGCAAACGCACGCACAGGAUAAAGAACAUCUUUGUGGUGUGUGUGGAAAAUUCUGUCAGUCCACAGAAAGAAUGAUAGAUCACCUACAAACUCACAUCGGAGCAAAGUGUUGUCAUGUUUGUGGUAAAUAUUUUGCUUGGGAUACUUUCCUGAAAAGGCAUUUGAGGAGUCAUACAGGGGAGAAGCCGUUUCGCUGUCAUGAUUGUGGCAAAGGAUUUACUCAGCGCGGACACCUAAACUUACAUAUGAGGAGCCACACAGGGGAGAAACCACAUCAAUGCCAGGAUUGUGGCAAAGGAUUCAGUCAGAGUGGAAACCUGGCUGUGCAUAUGAAGAGCCACUCUGGAGAGAAACCACAUCACUGCCCUGUUUGUGGCAAAUGUUUCAUAAGAAACCCUGAUCUGACAGUGCACAUGAGGACUCAUACAGGGGUGAAACCAUAUAAGUGCCAGUAUUGUGGCCAAGGAUUCAAGCAGAAUUAUAACCUGAAACUGCACAUGAAGAUCCACAUGGAAAAAAACAUAUCAUUGCCAUCUUUGUGACAUGUAUUUCAUCACUAUCACCCAGUCAACCUGGCAUGAGAUUUCACAUGGUAGAGAAAGGCGUCACUGCCAUGACUGACAGA